Molecule: messenger RNA, 648 nt
Organism: Opisthocomus hoazin
Lineage: Eukaryota; Metazoa; Chordata; Aves; Opisthocomiformes; Opisthocomidae
Source: RefSeq, a predicted model, not a curated record
AUGCCGGAGGACAAGGAGUCCCUUGCAGUUGGUACAGCUUGUGCUAUCUCUCAUGACUUCCUCACUGUGACGAGAGGACUUCCUGCCAGGAAGGAGCUGAUGGACAACGUCACCCAUCAGUUCCGCUUCAUCAUUCCUCCAGCCACCCAAAGAAUGUCACCCAAAGAGUCAGGCCCUCCCUUUCGCCCCGGGCCCAUCCUCAGAAGGGAAACCACAGCCAGCUGGAGGAAGGACACCUCAGAGAGAGAGGAGCUGCCCUUUCAGAAAGGGGACAUCCUGAAGAUCCUCAACAUGGAAGAUGACCAGAACUGGUACAAGGCUGAGCUGUACGGCUGCGAGGGCUUCGUCCCCAAAAACUACAUCAAGGUCAAGCCGCACCCCUACGGGCAGCACGUGCAACACUUCAAGGUGCUCAGGGAGAGGAACGGCAAAUAUUUCCUCUGGGAGGAAAAGUUCAACUCCCUCAACGAGCUGGUGGAUUUCUACAGGACGACCACCAUCACCAAAAAGCAGCAGAUCUUCCUCCGGGACGAGGACCAGGCCCAGGAGCUGAGGUGGCCAGGAUGCUGCGUGGCCACCGGCGUGGGAGAGCAGCACUUUGAUGGCCGAGCACCCGGGCAGACGGGCGCCUUCGCCCCGGGAGCCUGA